CUUUGUCUCUUCCGCCGGGCUCGGAGCAGCGUCCGCGCUCCGCUGUCGCUCCUGCAGGGGGCCCAGGUGUCUCUGCCGCAGCCCGUGUCACCCGUGACCUGCAGGGUCCUUCCGCCUGCGGGUGUGGUGGUAGCAGAUGGAGGGGUCGCGCUGAGGCCUUGACAUGCACAUGCUCAAGAUGCAGCUGUGACCUGUGCAGAUGACCUCAGCUGAGAGGGCGCCUUAGAGAGGCCGGAGGAAGAGGAAGAAAUGGCUGGUUCUCAGUUGGUGUGAAGUUUACUUGCUUGGUUAGAGCGGCCUCUGACAGACUCCUCUACUGUAGUGAUGAUUUUCUAAAUUGUCAGUAAGUAUCAUGGGGAGUUUUACUCAGGGAGGUACAUAAAUCAUCACGUUUCAUCUGGCAGUUCUCCUUUUUCUUAGUUUUGCUCUUUGGCUUAUAGCUUGCUUUGGAAAAUGAAGGCUCUCAUCUUUGUGUACUGGUCAGGUGAACCAGGAUAAAACCCAGGUUCUACUACUUGCUGUAUGUUUGACAAGAUAUUUUCUAUGGGCUGGAAGAGUUGGAAUUACGGGUGAGUGUGUGAGAAAUGCAGAAACUCAGGCCCCACUCCAGAUCUCCUGAAUCAGAAUCUGCCCUUCAGUACGAUCUCCAGUUCACAGCCGUGCACAUUGAAAUUUCAGUCAUGCCUUUCUAACUCACCUUGACUUUUCCACAUGAGAAACAUAUACAGCUUAUUGUAUAUGAUGUGUAUAUGUAUACAGCACUGAAAAAUAUAUAUGCCUCUGUGGAUGCCCUUAAUUUGUCUGAGUACUUUAUCAUGCAGAAAAGUACAGUAUCUGCACGUUCUGUGGAUCUCUUUGCUGCCCUCUGUCCCCAGAGUAGAGAAUGCGUUAGAGGAUGUUACUGUGUUAAUUGCUGGGUAAUUCCAGUCACUCACGUAAGUCAAAGCCACUUCUCUUCCCUCUCUCGUUUCACCUUUAGUGAAAUUAAGAGCGUUGGCCAUGGCUGUUUGGUAAAUACGUUUUUCCCCCUAGGGAUUGUUGACAUUCAGGGACGUGGCCAUAAAAUUCUCUGUGGAGGAGUGGGCGUGCCUGGACCCUGCUCAGCAGAAUUUGCAUCGGGAUGUGAUGUUAGAGAACUACGCAAACCUGGUCUCUGUGGGUCUUGCUGCCUCUGAGCUGGACCUGAUUUCCUGUCUGGAGCACAGGCAAGAGCCCGGGCCUGUGAGGAGACAUGAGGCAGGAGCCACACACCCAGAUAUAUUUUCUCAUUUGACCCAAGGCCUAUUGACAAAGAAGUACAUAGACGCUCCAUUCCAAAAAGAGAUAUUGGGAAGAUUUGCGAGGUGUGGUCUUGAAAAUUUCCAUAUACAGAAAUACUGGGAAAGUGUGAGUGAAUGUGAAGGGCAGAAUGGAUGUUACGAUGGACAGAAAAAAUGUAGGACAACUACCUGUAACAAAAAUACCAUGGAUAAUGGAGGUCAACAGUACAAAACAUUUGGGGACAAAACUCCAUCUAUGUCAAUUACUUUUGCUGAACCCCAUGUUUCUGUAAGUACAUGUCAAGAUCAUGUUUUGGAACAUAACAUUCAUCUGAAAGGACAUUUGGAAAAUCUAAAUAGGGACUUGGUCCAUGUUCCAAAUAAUGACUUGGACCAAGUCAAGUAUAGAAUUGGAUUAAAUGUUCAGUCACAUAUUUCUGGAGAUCUGAGAUUUAAAAAUGAAGGGAAGAUUUCUAAACAUGAUCAAUUUGAUGAGUCCGUUGUUGAAAGUUUAUUAUUCUUCCACCAAAACAUAAUACCUUCACCUACCAAAAUCAAUAAUGUUGACCAGCACGGGAAAGUCUUCCCCCACUCAUCAUUGUUUAAUCAAUAUGAGGAAAUAGAUAACUUGGGGAAAUGUCACACUUAUAAUAAAACUCUGAUGUCCUUGAGCCAGGACUCUACCGUAAAUGAUUACCAAGAUAUUUAUGUUGAAGACAGAAAUAAUCAAUGCCAUAAAUCUGAGAAAACCAAAGAAGUCUCUGGUUCUAGAACACAUCAGAAAACUCCUUUUCCAGGGAACGAUUACAAAUGUAAAACAUGUAAGAAAGUCUUUUUCCGAUACUCAAAGCUUAUUGUCCAUCAGUGUAUCCAUAUUCAAGAGAAGUCUUACCAGUAUAAUAAAGGUUUAGAAGCUUAUACCCAGCCUUCAAAACAUACUCAGUAUCUGGGAAUCCAUUUUGGAGAAAAUGCAUACAGAUAUAGUAAAUGUGAGAGAUUGUUUAGUCAAUCAUCAAAUCUAAAAAAACAUAAUUUAAUCCAUGCUGAAGAGAAACUCUACAAAUGUAAAGAAUGUGGCAAAGCUUAUAACCAUAUUUCACACCUUAUUCAACAUCAGAAAAUUCAUACUGGAGAAAAAUUUUACAAAUGUGGUACAUGUAACAAAACCUUUAGUCGUUCCUCAAGUCUUACUAUGCACCAGAGAAUUCAUACGGGAGAAAAAUUGUACAAAUGUGAUACAUGUAGCAAAUCUUUUACUCACUCCUCAACUCUUAUUGUGCACCAGAGAAUUCAUACGGGAGAAAAAUUGUAUAAAUGUAAUACAUGUAGCAAAUCUUUUAGUCACUCCUCAAGUCUGAUUGUGCACCAGAGAAUUCAUACUGGAGAAAAAUUUUACAAAUGUAAUACCUGUAGCAAAUCGUUUACUUAUUCUUCAAGUCUCAUUGUGCAUCAGAGAAUUCAUACUGGGGAAAAACCCUACAAAUGUAAAGAAUGUGGCAAAGCCUUUUACUGUAGUUCACACCUUACUGAGCACCAGAGAAUUCAUACAGGAGAAAAAUUUUACAAAUGUAAAACAUGUAGUAAAUCCUUUACUCAUUCCUCACAUCUUAUAGUGCAUCAGAGUAUUCAUUCUGGAGAGAAGCCAUACAAAUGUGAAAAAUGCGGCCUGUCUUUUGUCUGUUCUUCAACCCUUAGGCGACAUCACAGAAUUCAUACUGGAGAGAAACCCUACAAAUGUGAUGAAUGUGGCAAAGCCUUUAAUCAGUGCUCUCGCCUUACUAUACAUAAAAGAAUUCAUACUGGAGAGAAACCGUACAAGUGUAAAGAAUGUGGUAAAGGCUUUAAAACUAGUUCAGAGGUUAGUCAGCACCAGAGAGUUCACACUGGAGAAAAACUUUACAAAUGUACAGUGUGUACUAAAUCCUUUACUCGUUCUUCAUAUCUUAUUUUGCACCAGGCAAUUCAUACUGGAGAGAGACCCUACAAAUGUAAAGAAUGUGACAAAUCCUUUAACUAUAGUUCACUUCUUACUCAGCACCAGAGAAUGCAUACUGGAGAAAAGGUUUACAAAUGUAAUACAUGUAGCAAAUCUUUUACUCAUUCCUCAAGUCUUAUUGUGCAUCAGAGAAUUCACACUGGAGAGAAACCCUACAAAUGUAAGGAAUGUGGCAAAGCUUUUAACUCUAGUGCACAUCUUACUCGGCAUCAGAAAAUUCAUACUGGAGAAAAAUUUUACAAAUGUAACGCAUGUAGCAAAUCUUUUACUUAUUCCUCAAGUCUUAUCGUACAUCAGAGAAUUCAUACUGGAGAGAAACCCUACAAAUGUGAAGAAUGUGGCAAAGCCUUUAACCAGUACUCAAACCUUACUAAACAUAAGAGAAUGCAUACUGGAGAGAAACCCUACAGAUGUGAGGAAUGUGGCAAAACCUUUACCUGUAGGUCAUACCUUACUCAACAUCAGAGAAUUCAUAGUAGAAAGAGUCUACACCUGUGACAAAUGAGGAAAUAAUUUUAUCCAAAAUAUACAAGUUAGAAAUCACCAGAAGUAUCAUGGAGAAAGAAAGUUUCCAGAUGCAAUAAACGGAAGGGUUUAAUGAAAGUGCAAAUGUAAUUGUAUUGGGAUUUGCAGAAAGAAAGGCUAAACCAUGGACACUUUCAAAUUGUAUACCAAAACAUUUAUGAUGGAGACUAAUCCAAAUGCAAAGCAAUUAUAUGAUUUAUUCAUGUGCUUCAAAGAGGCAAAAAACUGAUAUUUGCAGAUGUGUAGUCAUUCCAUACUUUGGCAGUAUUGACAGUAUUUGGGUUAUUCGAAAAGCAGUUAUUAUUGACAUAAGUGAACUCUCAGUUCAGUUGAUGCUAUGCCUUAAUUUCUAGUGUUCAUAUGGUAAUAUGUGGUCUUUUUCUGCAUCGGAACCAUUAGACACCAUUCUAUAUUAUGUGGAUAUCAUUAAUAUCAACCUUUCUAUGGAUGUAUAAUUACAGAUGGAAAACACAUGAAGAAAAUCUAAAGAACAAUGCAGUUUGUGUUUGACUUAUGAAGCAUUCAUGCAUGUAAGCAUAUGGUAUGUGUUCUGAACAUUAUUCUGAAUUACUGAGAGGACCAAUCUAAAUUUUCUAAAUAAAUCAUUUUUCCACUUGUUCCUUAAGUGGAAAAAACUUGCCAAUUAAUCAAAAUACUGAGAUAUCUUCAUUGUAGAAUGAAGUAGAAGUCUUGAGUGUUACUUGGUGUGACAGAAGACACGGUAAAGUGUUGUAUAUUAUUUCAUGUGGUAGAAAUAUUUAUAUAUUUCCACAGAAGUCAGUGAAAAGUGAUGAUUACUUCUGUCUGAAAUGUUGCAAAUGUAUUUCUAUCCAACAUUCACUAAAUAGUGUCACACUUUUUAAAGAAAGAAAUCAGAAGUCUAAGAUUAUUAUAUUUGCCGAACAAUAAUGCUUCUGGAGUUCUUAUGAUUGUAUUUUAACAAGGGGACAUAUAAUUGAUUUUCAGAUGCAUUUUAAAGACUGUGUUUGAACAUAAUUUGUUUUAGUCAAUAGAACUAAAUGAUUUUUAAAGUUUAAUACUGAUGUGUCAUGAAGGAAUUGUUAUUGUGUCAUCAGUUUUACACUGUAUUCUCAUAUCUAAGACUGGUUAAUAUAUGUAAAUAAUAUUUUAUUAAAUGGCAGAGUGGAAUUAUUUCUCUAAUAAUCCCUUUUUCCUGAAGGCUUAAAAUUCCUAUAAUUUCGGCAAUAUUUUUGUCUAAGUCACUAUUUUGUAUUUUCUGAUUUUUGUAAUCAUUGCGAUAUUGUGGUAGUUACAAUAAAGAUUCUAUGGAAGUGUAAUUAGAAACCAUAUGUUUUAGAUCCUAAAUCACAGUUUAUGUAAUUUUAUGCCAUGGUUGUUUUGUACAUGCUCUCUUUAUGGGUGAAACGAAUAUAUAAAAUUUUCAUUUUCAUUUACAUGGUAUCGAAUACACUAAUAUAUUAAGCUAAUAGUUUAUGUAAUCUAAUCAUGCUUAGAAAUUAAUUUGGAGAUAAGUGGUGAUACAUUUAGUUAUGUUUUAUUCAACUAAUACAUUUUGUUCUUUUUCAAUUGGAGAAUGAAACUACUUAAAACAAGCAUCUUCCUAUUAUCAUUUCUAUUUUAAGUGGCAUCAUAAAAUGUACUGAUUUUACUGGACUGACUUUUUCAGAUAGAAACAGAAGCUUCAAAAAUCAUGCAGUUGUUCUGACAUUUAUAUAAAAGUAAGAAACACACAGGGCAGUGCUCUGUGUGAAAUAGAUGCUUAAUAUUAUGGAGCAAAACGUUCUUACUGGGGUGAGUUUGUAGAUGUAGGUAAGAGACUGAAAUGUCCAGAGUGGAGAACUGGCAUCAGCUCUGCACGUGCAGAGGGGACAUCUGUUGCCAGGCUGCACAGGUGACUCUCUGAAUUUAGAAAGAAAAUGCUUCUUGUACAAUUUUGUGAUCGUCUCCAGCUUUUCUCUCUCUUUUAUUUUAUCCCCACCUGCGUGUGCACCGCAGCCCUUCUCCCUCUUUGCCCGUGUUGUGGCUGCGUCCUUCUCACUGCUCUCCGGUGUCACGUCGUCUCACGCAGGGCUUCGUUCUGAGGAUUGGUAUGAAGUUUUCGUGAUACAAUGAUAAUUUCUUUCUGACUGGAGAGUUUGAAGACAUGCGUUGGUUUUAUACACACAGUUUAGAGCACUGAAUUGAAAUAAGAGGAAGGCGGUGCCAGGAGCCCAGAGCACUAAGUCAGGCGGUGAGCACUGUGGGAGACGUGGAGACAGAACAACCGUGACCGUGCUGUGCCUCUCAGAGAGGCGGAUGGAAUGUACUGGAAAGCGUAUAUGGGAAACACUUUUGCAAUGUGAGAAGCAGGCUGAACUGAGCUCACAGCACUGACUCUGAGUCACAGGUAGUUACAAGGGGUGUCGUCGUAUGGCCAAAUGUGACAUAGAUGGGAUGGGUACUUUGGGGAUAUUGUCAGUUGCUGAUUGUCAGGGUGGUGGGUUCUGUCCCCAUGGUUGGGAAUUACUGGGCAGUGUGCGGACCAGGUGCUGUUUGGAGUUUGAGAUUGUCGCAGUUUUUUCGACCUUGAUCAGCUUUAGUGGCAGGAGAUGGGGUGGUGGAUGAGUUCAAUUUUGUGGGCGUAGCUUUAACAUGUCAUGUUGUCAGAGUAGGUGUUUGAGACGAAGAUGCCGCUGGGCGACUGAGCUGGGCAGAGUAAGCAAGGUGUGCCGCCGUCACACACAGUCCCAGUUUCCCAGGGAGCUGUGUGUGUGACCCCCGUGCACUUAUGCAGAGUAUAACCCCAGCUCAGGUGAUAUCUGCUGUAGGCGGGUGACCCUCCAGGAAAGCCGGCCCACAGGUGGCACGGACCCCUCUUAUUGCCACUCAUGCUGUCAGUGAGUCAUGUCAUCCGUGCUCUGUUUGGGGCGCUGGGAGAGGGAGGGACGAUGGGACGGUCAGAUGCACUGGACACUUUAGCCUGAAACAUUCUACCCACUUUUUAGGAUAGAAACGUCCGUGUUCUUUUACAGCCUACGUUCCCCUUUCACCCAGCCUGUCUUGAAUGGAAAGUGGGUUGUGAAUUGUGGAAAUGGGUACAGUGAGGUUGGGUUGCAGGUUAGGUUCACACAGUUCACGUGGACACAGUUGAAAUGUAAUAAUGCACCGUCUUCCGUAGGUGCUGGUUUGUGUUCGGGCAUACCAAGAGAGGACUGCUGGGUGGUAUCGGAAUAAAAGACGCGUGUUUUGCCUUAUGUCCGUGGCGCGUGUGCAGCGGCACAGGACUGCUCACACAGUCCCCUGACUCCGGGCACGCUGGUCUGUUUCCAUUUCCUCUCUGUGCUCGCGCACACUCAGGCUGGCGGCUGCCCCGCCAUUGUCACGCCACAUCCCUGCAGCAGCAGAGAGUGAACGUCACCAGGAUAGGACGUAGAGUUUCACUGGAAGCUGCUGCUUUUAAAUUCAGAAAAGGCCGUUCUCCCUUUGCAUUGCUCUGCCUCAUGCUUUUCUUACUACUGUUGAGGCUUUUCUGCAAGUUUGCCAGUCCAGGGAACCCACCUAGGGGACUAAUGUUUGGGCUCAUAUGUAUGGUUGUCUUCUCCAUUAAGGCCUGGGGAUGCAAUCAAAUUGACAGCUUACCGUGACUGGUUUUACGUGGGUUCUGGUCUUGGUUAUCCAGGUGGGAAGGGGGGCUCAGAUGUGGACUGUCCUCUGCUUCGCCCUGGAAGACUGAGUGCCUUCUCUGGUCCACAGACCUUAGUUAAAUAUCCACUCAGGGUGUGAGUGUGUGGCCUGGUCUGGAGUUGAAAUUCUAAAGUCUGAAACCAAAGGUCUAGUCUGUGUGAACACACUGGAUGAAUCCUCGAGAGUCCAAGAAGGAAGAAAAUUCAGGAGUAAGGUUCCCCUGACAGCAGGUGUUGGACGAGAAUUUGUCACGCUGUUUUCAGGGCCACCUGGGGGGUAUGUGGGAAAGGUGGUGGUGGCCCUGGUGGUUCGAGGUGUGGGUUCCACUCCGACUCGCAAGGCAGGCUCUAUUACUCUGCACUCGGCUCAUCACACACGGCUUCGUUCUCUUAGGCUGUUCCCUGUGAUUAGCAGAUUCUCUAGGGGUCAAUUGUUCUUGGGACCCCCUACAGUUCUCCCCUGGUAUUAUACCAGCUUGAAAUUUCUCUUCCAGUUGACACCCUCACAGAUCUGUUAUGAAAACCUUUACUUCUCAUUCGUAAGUGAAAUUGUCCAAAUGGAUUUCUGCAAACUGUAGAUUCUGAAUGGGUUUGAUACCUUUCAUUUUUAGGCAGUACUUUGUGUUUCACAUAAUGUGAUUAUUUUGUGAGUUUUGCUUUGUUAGAGUACUUUUUAGAAUGAAUUAUCUUCUUAAGAUAUGUAUUGUAAUUUAUUAUCUACUUCCAAAUCAUUUUCAACUUUUUCUGUUUAAUUUUUCUGAAGGAAUACCCAUUGAAAUAUAUAAUUGCUACACUGAAUGAGUCUUCUGUUU
This is a messenger RNA of Lemur catta (Ring-tailed lemur), 8236 nucleotides long. RefSeq names its product zinc finger protein 2 homolog. Gene Ontology annotation, biological process: regulation of DNA-templated transcription. Gene Ontology annotation, molecular function: RNA polymerase II cis-regulatory region sequence-specific DNA binding; DNA-binding transcription factor activity, RNA polymerase II-specific. NCBI's taxonomy places the organism in Eukaryota, Metazoa, Chordata, Mammalia, Primates, Lemuridae. The record is from RefSeq and is a predicted model, not a curated record. The coding region runs from base 1126 to 3753 and encodes 875 amino acids. The transcript is spliced from 5 exons.